CCUUACAAAAUAAGCGUAUCUCGACGCUGAAAGUAACGCACGUGGUGUUUAGUUGUAACCUGUAAUUUAUGUCGUGUACAUUGCAUUUUGUCCCAACUUUAGUGUUUUGACUCCAUCCUCUUUAAAUAAUAAAAUAAAAGAAUGUCGUUUCGUGGUAGAGGCGGCGGCGGAGGUCGUGGUUUUGGCGGAGGACGCGGAGGUGGUCGAGGCGGUGGCGGACGCGGUUUUGGUGGAGGACGCGGCGGCGGCGGCAGAAAUUUUGACCAGGGACCGCCAGAACGCGUCGUUGAAUUAGGUUUCUUUGACUAUCCUUGUCAGGAUGAAUUGAUCUGCAAAGUGGAGCUUGAAGAUGUACCCUUCUUCAAUGCGCCGAUUUAUCUAGAAAAUAAAGAACAAGUUGGCAAAAUUGACGAAAUCUUUGGCAAUCUCAGAGAUUAUUCAGUAUCAAUUAGAUUGGGUGAUGACAUGAAAGCUGCUAGUUUUAAAAAGAAUCAAAAGUUGUAUAUUGACCCUGCAAAACUUUUACCUUUGCAACGAUUCUUACCGAAACCGCCAGGCAGUGUACAAAAACGUGGAGGACGAGGUGCAGGUGGUAGAGGAGGCGGCGGUGGUCGCGGCCGAGGAGGAUUCGGUGGUCGUGGCGGCGGAGGUGGAUUUGGAGGCCGUGGAGGAGGAGGAGGUGGUUUUGGACGCGGUGGUGGUGGCCGAGGCGGUGGAGGAGGAUUCGGUGGUCGUGGAGGUGGCGGCGGUGGAUUCGGCCGAGGAGGUGGAGGUGGACGAGGCGGCGGUGGAGGAUUCGGACGAAACAGCAGUGGAGGUGGUGGUGGCGGCAAUAGAUGGUAAUGCACAUCUAGGAUUAGUUUUUUAAAUUACAAUAUUCCAUUAUUUUUUUAUGGAAACAAUAAUUGAUUGUAUUCUUUACUUACAAAAAUAUAAUAUUACCUGUAUAA
Dalotia coriaria is the source of this 950-nucleotide messenger RNA. RefSeq names its product H/ACA ribonucleoprotein complex subunit 1-like. Gene Ontology annotation, molecular function: box H/ACA snoRNA binding. Gene Ontology annotation, cellular component: box H/ACA snoRNP complex. Gene Ontology annotation, biological process: ribosome biogenesis; snoRNA guided rRNA pseudouridine synthesis. The transcript has 3 exons. Lineage: Eukaryota; Metazoa; Arthropoda; Insecta; Coleoptera; Staphylinidae. The coding region runs from base 142 to 843 and encodes 233 amino acids. The record is from RefSeq and is a predicted model, not a curated record.